CCUAUCGUAGCAAUUUUCAAAUUCAUAACAACCCGUUCAAAUUCAUAGCAAUUUUCAAAAUAAAAAAUCUGGGUUGCAAUGAAAAGGUCCUUAAUCUUAUUAUUGUCUUGCAUUUUUUUGUUGAGUUCUAUAUAUAUUGCUAAAACUGAAGUUAUUACCCUUACAGGCGAUACAUUUAAUGACAAGAUAAACGAGAAGGACACUGCAUGGUUUGUCAAAUUUUGCGUUCCAUGGUGCAAGCACUGCAAGAACCUGGGAACACUUUGGGAUGAUGUAGGGAAAGUGAUGGAAGGGGAGGACGAGAUAGAGGUGGGACAAGUUGAUUGUGGUACAGAUAAGCCAGUGUGUAACAAAGUUGAUAUCCACUCAUACCCUACAUUCAAACUCUUCUACAAUGGAGAAGAAGUCGCAAAGUACCAAGGAAAGAGAGAUAUUGAAUCGCUGAAAAUUUUUGCAAUAGAAGAAGCAGAGAAAGCAGCCACAAAAGCUGUAGCUGAUGAUGAUAAAGAGUUGUAACUUACUGUGAGGUAACAGGUGCAGUUUCACCGCGAGGAGUGUUUCCUAAGCAAAAUCCGAAGAUUUCUUCUUUUAUAGUGGCACUAGAUAGGCGAUGGCUUCUUUUCUCCUAGUUUUCUUGUCUAGGAUUUUGUUAAUCCGAGUAGGCCGUCAUUGGCAAACGAAAAAGGAGCUAAUUUGUUAGAUGAUUAAUGUAAACUCCGAAGAUACUCGAAAAGAGAAGGGGAUAAUGCAGAGAUGUUAGACAUGAAAUUUGUUAUCCUUUUUGGCAAAAGAGUAAAGAAGUCAUAUUCAGGUAAUGCAGUUGUAAUGACAAUACCACAAUAUAAUGCUUGAAUAUGAUCAGAACGUGCUUUUUUUG
Molecule: messenger RNA, 877 nt
Organism: Lycium ferocissimum
Lineage: Eukaryota; Viridiplantae; Streptophyta; Magnoliopsida; Solanales; Solanaceae
Product: protein disulfide-isomerase 5-1
Exons: 5
Coding region: 79-516 (145 amino acids)
Biological process (GO): protein folding
Cellular component (GO): endoplasmic reticulum
Molecular function (GO): protein disulfide isomerase activity
Source: RefSeq, a predicted model, not a curated record